AUGAAUGAUGAAACGGUCAAAGUCGAUUCGAAGACCAAGGCAUUACUCGACGAAUACAAAAAGAAGAAACGUCAUGAACUAGCUAAGCGAGCUGCGAAUGAUACAACGGCAUUCAAAUUUAUCUACGAAGAAGAUGACGACGACGAAGAUGGAAAGAAAUCGAACAGUACCAAUCCAGAUGGAAAAAAAAAAUCCGGUGAAGAAGGUGAAAUCGAAGAAGAAGAAGAUGACUACAUCGACGAUGCCACGCGUCGCGAAGAUCAUACAAUUAAGUUAUCACUCGAAACGAUUAUGCGGGAGUAUUCGCGCGAAAUGAAUCAACGUGCAUUAGAAGCAAAAGAACUGGCUGAACGUGAAGCAGCCGCUGCUGCUGCAGCUGGGCCUCCGAUGUCACAAGCACCCGCGUCAGUCGGCCCAACAGGAGAUCUAUCGGCAGCAAACGCUGGUUCUCCCAGCACGCGACGAUCUGACAGUGGGGUUGCCGGUGACGAUGAAGAAGGCAAACGAAGUUUGAUCAAUAAUGAAAUCCUCAUGUUUCGUGAUCGGUUCAAAGAUGAAGAUACCAAAAUGCGUAACACAGAAAAAGAACGCAAAGAUCGUUAUGAACGUGAACGUGCGUUACAACGUGAGAAACGUGCAGCUGAAGAAUCUGCUUCGAGUGGCAAUCAUAAAUCGUCCGUUUCACCGCCGUCUUCACGUGAUCGUUCAUCACCCAAACAUGAACGUAGUGGUACAAGUCGACGUGAUCGAUCUUCACCUAGUGAUGACCGAUAUCGUGGUUCAUCAUCACGAAGCAAUACAAGUAAUUCUGUACGUAAUCGAGCAAGUGACCGACGUAGUCCACCGUCAUCGUCGCGAUAUGAUCGUCGUUCACCGCCUUCUUCAUCGCGUUACAAUCGUCAUCGUUCUCGAACAAAAUCACCUGUAUCUAAAAGCUAUCCUGCCGAUGAAGACGAUGAGGAUAUUCAGGAGAAAAAGAAAGCCGAUCGACGCCUACGAGAAAAAGAAAGUCGUUAUCGAGAUCGACUGAAAACCUGGGAACAACGUGAACGAAAGAAACAAAACGAUUAUAAAAUGGAAAAACGUCGUGAACAAGCUCGAUUACAUGAUGAAGAAAAAGAAGGCAAACGUCUAUUAGCAUUCUUCGAAGAUUACAACGAUGAAAAUGACGAUCCAAAAUAUUACAAUGAAUCAUCGUUGGCUCGCCGUUUGAAAGAUCGCGAACAUGAAAUCGAUCUUGACAAUCGUGAUCGCCGUCAUGAAAAAGAAGAAAUCGAAGAGCUUCGUCAGAAACUGUUACUUCAAGGUAAUAUUGACGAUGUCGAUGCGGAAAUUAAACGACGUUUGGAAAAAGAAGAAGAAUCAAUCCGGAAAAGUUUAGCCGAUCUAACGCGUGCAAGUGAUGAAUCAGGAGAUGAAUUAGAUAACGAUGAACAAUCAACCAAUCAUCGGAAGGAUAGUAGCAGUGCUGCACCUGUUGAAUCAGCAAAUACAAGCACUGGAAGUAUUGAACAAGCAUCACGACAAGCUAGUUCCCCUCAAAUCGAAACAAAAGCUAGUCCUCGUCAAACAUCAGCACUUGGUGGUGCACCAAUCACCGGCACGAAAAUACCAUCAAAACGCAAGCUCGCUGUUAAUGACGCUUUUCGUGAUGACCAAGAUGACGAUAGUGCGAAUACAUAUCAGAAAAAAUCAAAAUUAUCAGCGAUUCCUGAUCAGCAAUCUGCACCAAUAGCACAAAACUCUCCCAAUAUGAAAGACGAUUCGUCAAAUCGCACAUCAGCUGGCAAGGCGACCGCUGUGACGCCAACAAAUAAUGCCAAUUCUGCUCAAGCACAAGAAGAAAAACGACAGGCUGUUCGAAAGCUAAUCGAAAGUAUUCCAACGAAGAAAGAAGAUUUGUUCACCUUUCCAUUGGAUUGGUCACUUCUUGAUUCGAAUCUCAUGGAAAAACGCAUCAAGCCAUGGGUUACGAAGAAAAUUGUUGAAUAUAUUGGAGAGGAGGAAGCCACGUUAACAGAUUUUAUUUGUUCAUCCAUCAUGUCGAAGAAGAGUGCUGAAGCGAUUCUAGCUGAUAUACGUGUUGUACUCGACGAUGAAGCAGAAGUGUUUGUUGUGAAAAUGUGGCGGUUAAUCGUCUAUGAAAUCGAAGCUAAACGACAAGGACUCAGCAAAUAG
This is a messenger RNA of Adineta ricciae, 2178 nucleotides long. The record is from the annotation of a GenBank genome assembly. NCBI's taxonomy places the organism in Eukaryota, Metazoa, Rotifera, Eurotatoria, Adinetida, Adinetidae.